Messenger RNA from Corticium candelabrum, 921 nucleotides. RefSeq lists its product as uncharacterized. The record is from RefSeq and is a predicted model, not a curated record. NCBI's taxonomy places the organism in Eukaryota, Metazoa, Porifera, Homoscleromorpha, Homosclerophorida, Plakinidae. Gene Ontology annotation, molecular function: metal ion binding; glutathione gamma-glutamylcysteinyltransferase activity. Gene Ontology annotation, biological process: response to metal ion; phytochelatin biosynthetic process. The transcript is spliced from 2 exons. The coding region runs from base 50 to 772 and encodes 240 amino acids.
GGGUAAAAUGGAUACCAGAGUCGUAUACUAGCAUAUUUCUAGAGCUCUGAUGGAUGACACUGAACUGUUUGGUCUUGUUGUUCGUUUGGAUUCUACUAGGGGUCAGCAGUUGCUUCAAGAUGUUAGAGACACAACUUCGACUAACAGCGUGAUAUGCGAGAGCAUGUUGACAGCUUUUGUUCAUCAGGAACAUCCGUGCACAUGCGCUGUGGCCAGUACUGUCAUCUGUUUCAACUCUCUCUACCAAGCAGACGAUUUACGGAGACGUUAUCGAGGUCAGUUGAAGCCGCGUUGCUCGGAGGGUGACGUCUUCAGAACAGACUGUACGGCAAACGAAGAAGUAAUCAAAAGGCGAGGGAUGGUUCUUGAGGAACUACUUGUGUUGUGUGAAUCUCUUGGUCUCCAGCCACACAUCUGGACAUGUGAUUCAUCUACAGCUGCUGAGCAGAGCAAGGAGAAAACAACUUAUCUCUCUCAUAAAACAAUCACAUCUACGAGUGAAUUUCGUGAACUCAUCAAGGAAGUCUUUAGUCAAGUUCAUGCAAGGCUGAUUGUCAACUACUACAUGCCAGCAUUGAAAACAUCAUUUCCAUUUGGACACUUUAGCCCUCUUGCUGCAUAUCAUGAAGCAGAUGAUCGAGUUUUGUUGCUUGAUGUGUAUCGAGAAAGUUUUGUGGGUUGGGUGAAGAUUGAUGACUUGUAUUGUUCUAUGGAUACUGUGGAUUCUGACUCUAAUUUGAAACGAGGGUGCCUUAUGAUACAAAUUUUAUAGAUUUAAUUUUUAUUUUUGGUGUAGGUUAUGGUUGACUGAUUUGUUGGCAUGAUUGGUAUCAGACAUUAUGUGGUAUUUAUUGAUUUUUGAGCACUAUUUAAUUUGUCAAGUUUUAAGUGUGUUCAAGUUAUCGACAGUAAUUGUACCAA